CUGCAUUCGUGUUUUGUGAAGCCCAAGAAAGCCCAGUUAUCGCCGUUGAUUGAUUAUGUUCGCGGAGAGCGCCUGGUCCGAGUGGAAGCAGAAGGAAGCGACCAGGGUUGAUGCUGCGCCUUCCAAAAUCUCUGAGCUGAAUCCCAGUGAGACUGUGGCACUUCCCUGCGUGCAUGAAUUGUAAGGGCGUGAGUGUGAGUGUGUGUGAGAGCAAGUGAGCGCCAGCGCUCCCACAUGGCCUCCAUGCAGGACGGGCUGAACUUCACGGCUCCUCCCUACGGCAAGGUCCUGCUGCUGGGUGCUAUCGCUGCUGCCUCAGCCUUUGUUGUCACGAUCCUCAUCGUGGUGCUCUGCGUGGGCUGCCAGAGGAAAGGGAAGACACACAAUGUUCCUGGCGAGGGUGGAAAACACCGUCUCAUGGACAUGGGUAUACUCAGGCAGUCGAAGCUCCGGUCCAUCAGUAAAUCAGACACUGAGAUGAACAAGAUGACCUGCAAUGGCAAAAAGGCAUCUAAAGAGAAACGUCCAGCAAGCAUGGACCUUCUACUGCUGCUCAGCCGCCGGUCUAACUCUGAUCUCCGUUCUCAAGGCAGGCAGCUUCCUCAGAUCCCCUCUGGGACUGGAGAGGAGGGAGAGCACACUUACUCUGAGGUGGGCCGACGCUCCUCCACCACACGUACCGACGAUGCCCUCUACGCCAUGGUAGGCAGGGCCGGGCAGACAGACACUCCAGCCCCUCCGGCAGUCCCCGCAAACACUCCGGCGCCCCCGGACCCAGACGGGGAUGUGGAAGGAGGGCUGCCUGAACCUGAGGCCCAGGUCAUGUCUCCCCCUCAUCCUCAGGAGACGGCCGAGUAUGCCUGCGUCAGGAAGCUGAGGAAGGCCGACAAGGCACCACAAAAGAGGGACAGUGGGACGGAUAUGGGGGCACCACAAAAGAGGGACAGUGGGACGGAUAUGGGGGUGCCUCCAGCGCCACCUCCACGACACGCUCCGCCAUCACAUCCUGCUCCUCCUCCACCACACCCCCACAGCACAAAGUUGCCCCGUAGAAACGUGGACGCCUUCAACGUCCCGGCAUUCCCAAAGGAAGUGAUGUUUAUGGGCAACGGAGAGCAGUAUAUCUGGAAGCCUCCAGAGGAUGAAGAGAUGCUCAUGCACCAAAAUAAAGCCCUGGGACCGUUGGGUGCUCACACAGUGGAGAAUAUACAACCGUCUGCUGCUGUGGUGGCUGAGAUGUACUCGAAGGUGUGUAAACCAGGAAAGAAGAAGAGAGCUGUGCCGGGGUCUCCCCCAGCAAAUCCUGGCUUCCGGACCUUGGGUCGUGGUGACCGGGACCGAGACCGGGAUGGGGGGUUUAGUGUAGUGGUCAAACCCCAGACGUGGGCCCUUCAGGAGGGGAAAGCAGUUGGAGGGCCCCUUGACGACCACUGCUAUGAGUCCAUCGGGACAGAGGAGUGUGAUCCAGCCUACGAGAACAUGGAAGGUGGAGGAGCCUGGAAGCGAGAGAGGCCCCCCAACACGUGUGCCACCCUGCGGCCGAGGAGGAAGAAAGCCCAGCAGCCCUUGCAGCAGCAACAGCCCCCUCCACCGCCGCCGACACAGCAGACCCCCAAGUUACAGCACCUGCCUGCCAAAGCCCUGCUGCUGCCGGGGGAGAACCUGUACGAGAGCAUCGGUGACCUGAAGCAGGGCUCCGCCACCUCCAGCACCACCACCAUCUUCACUUUCAACGACGGCAUGGAGAUGUAUGUAACAGGGCUCUGAGGCGGCGGCUGCACUGUGACCCCUAUCCUUCCAACACAAGGAGCUGAGCCAACACCAUGAGGAGUGACGGCUGAGCCCCUGUCAUGCUCACCCACACAUACUGUUUACAUUCAAGUCAUAACAUCAUGCCUUUCACAGGCUCUGGAGGCCUUGGGGCAAAAAUGUUGAUCUGUUAUGACCUGGGCUGAAUACAAAGUCCAAUCUAUAAACCUUAUAAGGAAUCCAAAGGUAGAGAAUAAUAAAUGAGCACAAGACCAAUGCAGAGCAAUCUGUACAGUAGGUAACAGUAGCACUUCUAUUUUACUGAUACAUAUGUGCAAAGCACAAUAAAGUAAAAAGCCUAAAUUCUUCCUUAAUUUUAGCGGGUAAAAAUAGUUGUUGACCUGGUCCUAGCAGGACUCCUAUUUGGGGAAAAGGCACAGCAUUGUGUGGAAUCUUUUGGUAGCACUUAGUCUGUCAUGAACAGGCCUUCCCUGUAGUUAGUCAAGAUGUGAUUCAGGACGGAAUUUAAAUGAUAUAAAGGAAUGAAUUACUUAAUCAAAAAACUUGAAAGCUCAGGGACCAAGAGAAUCAAUUAUGAGAGUAUUAUAACAAAAACUGCACACAUUUUGCAUUCCUCCUAAAAGCUUCGACUAAUUUAGACCAUCAUCAUAUUUGAAAAUCGACCAGAUAGUUCCCUCCGUCUUGUUUUGUUUCAUCUUACACGGACUGACCACUGUCUCCACUGCCGUCUGUAAAUUAAGUGUUUUACUUUGUUGAUCCUGUUUCUGCACUUUGCCUGCUACAAGUUGCAUGCUAAAAAAAGUAAAAAAAAAAAAAAAAAAAUAUCAAGCACUGUCAUGUGGUACCGCUAUAUGAAUGUUUUUUUUCUAUUGUUGUUGGUUGUUUAUUUCUUUUUAGUGUGUUGCUUUAUUCCUCUGUAGAGCUCAAAGCCAGUUAGAUUAAGGAUGUCUUUGGCUAGGUAGGACAUCCUUUGCCUGUCACACACAGAGUACAGGUGAAGCAAGACUUAAGAGAACUG
Molecule: messenger RNA, 2788 nt
Organism: Micropterus dolomieu (smallmouth bass)
Lineage: Eukaryota; Metazoa; Chordata; Actinopteri; Centrarchiformes; Centrarchidae
Exons: 8
Coding region: 235-1767 (510 amino acids)
Biological process (GO): T cell receptor signaling pathway; B cell receptor signaling pathway; negative regulation of T cell activation
Cellular component (GO): plasma membrane; membrane raft
Source: RefSeq, a predicted model, not a curated record